AUGUACAGGGCUAAGAGGGCUGCUUCGCUCAAAGCAAAGCGCCGCGUUGGCAAGUAUGAGCUCGGACGCACCAUUGGGGAAGGAACAUUUGCAAAGGUCCGGAUCGCCAAGAACAUGGAGAACGGGGAUCAUGUUGCUAUCAAAAUUCUUGACAAGGCAAAGGUUCACAAGAACAAACUAGCUGAACAGAUUAGAAGGGAAAUCUGUACAAUGAAGUUAGUACAGCAUCCCAAUGUUGUUCGCCUGUAUGAGGUGAUGGGAAGUAAAACAAGGAUUUACAUUGUGCUGGAGUUUGUUAUGGGUGGAGAGCUCCAUGAUAUCAUUGCCACAAGUGGAAGAUUGAAGGAGGAGGAAGCACGUAGAUACUUUCAGCAGUUGAUCAAUGCUGUAGACUAUUGCCACAGUAGGGGUGUAUACCACAGAGACUUGAAGCUAGAGAAUCUGUUACUUGAUGUUGCUGGAAACCUCAAGAUUUCAGAUUUCGGGUUAAGUGCUUUAUCAGACCAAGUGAAGAAUGAUGGAUUGCUGCAUACUACAUGUGGAACACCUAACUAUGUUGCUCCAGAGGUUAUUGAUGACAAAGGCUAUGAUGGUGCCCUUGCUGACCUUUGGUCUUGUGGGGUGAUCCUUUUUGUGCUGCUCGCAGGAUGUCUGCCUUUCGAGGAUGACAACAUCGCAUCCCUUUAUAAAAAGAUCUCAGAAGCUCAGUUUACAUGUCCAUCUUGGUUUUCUGCUGGAGCAAAGAGGCUGAUCAACAGAAUUCUGGAUCCUAAUCCUUCCACUCGGAUUACAAUUCCUCAAGUACAAAAAGAUCCAUGGUUUAAAAAAGGUUACAAGCAACCUGUUUUCGAUAAAACAUUUCAAGCUAGCCUAGAUGAUGUUGAUGCUGCCUUUGGAGACUCAGAGGAACAUCAUGUGAUUGAGGAAAUUGAAGGGCAACCAGCCUCGAUGAAUGCAUUUGAAUUGAUUUCAAUGAACAAAGGGUUGAAUCUGGAUAAUUUUUUUGAAUCUGAUAAGAAGUACAAGCGAGAAACACGAUUCACAUCACAGUGUCCUCCGAAAGAAAUCAUCAAUAGAAUAGAAGAAGCUUCUAAGCCACUUGGGUUUGAUGUCCAAAAGAAAAAUUACAAGAUGUUACUGGAAAACCCAACAGCAGGAAGAAAAGGAAAUCUUAAUGUUGAGACUGAGGUUUUCCAAGUGGCUCCAUCGCUUCAUGUGGUUGAGCUCAAGAAGGCAAAGGGAGAUACUCUGGAGUUUCAAAAUUUCUACAAAACUCUGUCCACGGAGCUGAAGGACGUCGUUUGGGCGUGUGAUGAUGAAAUCGAAGACAGAAGCUCCUCGCCAUGA
This is a messenger RNA of Miscanthus lutarioriparius, 1347 nucleotides long. The record is from the annotation of a GenBank genome assembly. Lineage: Eukaryota; Viridiplantae; Streptophyta; Magnoliopsida; Poales; Poaceae.